UUGACAGUUCUGCAGUUUAUUCAGGAUAAUUAACGAAUCCAAAUAUGUUUGGUCUUUAUUGCUCUAAUUAUGGAAUAUGACCUAAUAUUCGUUAGGAUAUUCGUUGUUCGACUGUAUGAUGAAGCAAGUAAGAUGUCUGCCAUUUAGCAAGUUUAAAUUUAGAAUUUCCUUUGUAAUAAAGUCGUAGGCAGAAAUACAAAUCCUGAACGUAAGCACCGUUCCACCACAGGGGGGAGCCAGCUGACCACGAAGCGCUUAAAACGCCCGAGAGGCUGCUAAAAUAUUUUUUAUUGAGGUCGUGGAUUAAAAAGCACCGUGGCGUUAAUUAGCUGGAUUAAUAUUAUUCUGAUCAUUAAGUGAAUUGUUGGACACCUGGGUUUUCCACGCCAGCCGCAUUUUAACACUCCCCCGCGUGAAGCACGGGACCUCUGUCCUCAGCUGGAUUGGCUCAUAGCACCACUGAUCAGUGUGCUAGCUAGCACCCGGACUCCAGACGCUCCUCGCCGCGGCAGAAGAAGGAGAAAGAUCCACAUAGUUGUGUCGCAGGCCCAGAAAUACGUUAAGGCUCGACUCCCUCCAUGGUUCCCAUGUGAUGGAUCAGUGGUUGUCAGGCUUCGUGAGAAGGCACCAUGCUUCCCUGUCAUGCCAGUCCUUGGCCCCCUGCUGAACCGCCGGCUUCCCGUGGCAGUCAUGGACCUCCAGUGCCGCCGGCGCAGCCUCUUCCUGAUCUACUUUGCAGCUGUAGUGCUCCGUCGUCUCUCAGCACCCACUCCGUGACGCCGUCCCCGGAUCCCAUGGAGUCCCUCAUCGUUGUCACGGAGUAUGAACCCAGCAUGCCACCUAGAGAGGCUGGGGAGGAGGAGGAGGUAGAAGACAUGGACAGCUCUGACACACCUGAACCAGCUUCCUCCAUGGCAGCAACUUUCCGGGCUCCAUCCUGUGACCUGCUCUCCCACACCGUCGGGCAGCCGGAGGUCCUCCUACCGGAAAGCCAGGAGCAAAGAGGGAGAUUAAACCUGUCAGACAGGAAACUGUCUCUGCAGGAGCGUUCACAAACUGCAGCAUCACCCUGCAGCUCACCGGGACUCAACGGGCGCUAUAUUUACCCGUCAUUACCCUAUUCCCCCAUUACGUCACCCCAUUCCUCCCCCCGCCUGCCUCGCCGGCCCACUGUCGAGUCCCACAGUGUUUCCAUCACAGACCUGCAGGACUGUGUUCAGCUAAACCAGUACAAGCUGAAAGACGAGAUCGGAAAGGGCUCAUAUGGUGUUGUCAAACUGGCUUAUAAUGAGGACGACAACACGUACUAUGCGAUGAAAGUUCUGUCCAAGAAGAGGCUGAUGCGGCAGGCAGGUUUCCCACGGAGGCCCCCUCCUCGUGGAGCCAAGACAGCCCCCGAGGGUCCUCCUCAGCCUAAAGGACCCCUAGAGAGAGUCUAUCAAGAGAUUGCCAUACUUAAAAAGCUGGACCAUCCUAAUGUGGUGAAACUAGUAGAGGUUUUGGAUGACCCCAGCGAGGACCAUCUGUACAUGGUGUUUGAGCUGGUUAAGAAAGGGGCGGUGAUGGAGGUUCCAGCAGACAAACCUUUCAGCGAAGACCAGGCACGUUUCUACUUCCAGGAUCUGCUCAGGGGAAUUGAAUAUUUACAUUACCAGAGGAUCAUCCACAGAGAUGUCAAACCCUCUAACCUGUUGGUGGGAGAGGAUGGACACAUCAAAAUAGCAGACUUUGGCGUCAGCAACCAGUUUGAAGGAGCGGAUGCCCUGCUAACGAGCACAGUGGGAACACCUGCGUUCCUCGCCCCUGAAGCACUGUCUGAGACCAGAAAGAACUUCUCUGGAAAGGCUUUGGAUGUCUGGGCCAUGGGAGUCACGCUGUACUGCUUCGUAUUUGGAGUGUGUCCGUUCAUGGAUGAGCGCAUCCUCAGUCUUCAUCAGAAGAUCAAGACGCAGCCUGUGGACAUACCUGAACAUGCCGACAUAUCAGACGAUCUUAAAGAUUUAUUGCUAAAAAUGUUGGACAAGAAUCCAGAGACCAGGAUAUCAGUCCCACAGAUCAAGGUGCACCCGUGGGUGACGAGACACGGUGCUGAGCCCCUCCCUCCAGAGGACGACAACUGUUGUAUGCUAAUUGAGGUGACGGAGGAGGAGGUGGAGAAUUCAGUUAAACACAUCCCCAGCCUGGCGACAGUGAUCCUGGUUAGAACCAUGCUGAGGAAGCGUUCCUUCGGAAACCCCUUCGACUGGGGCCGCAGAGAGGAACGCAGCACUUUGAGUGCUCCGGGACAGACGCUCACCAAAGGCAGAGCAGGCAGUAUGAGAUACUGCUACGUUCACUGUAACCAAAGAAGGAAACAGGAGAGUGGCGACGGCAUGAGGAGCGUGGACCUGCCCUACGUGGGGGAGGAAGAGGCUCUUUCCUGAUAUUAUGCAUGCCAGCAUCUGCCUGCCUGCGACCACACAGCACAAACACCCCUUUACUGGCCGUUUUCGACUGGCAGCCUACACCCACGCGCGUCUCCCGGGAGGUGGACGAGUGUGGCGUGUGCAGAGAACGGGUCGCAGCGAGGCUUCGAAGGCACUUUGACAGCCACUUGCUAAGCCUCAGCUCCGGUUUCCUCUCUCGUGCGGCUUAGCUGGUGGUUGUGGGACUCGCUGCUGUAAUGAGGGAACCUUGAAUCUGCAGCUUUUAUUGGUUGAACCCACUGUCCUCUUCUUCUCCUGCAUGCGUUUAUAGUCCUAGCAUGCUUCGUCUCAGGCUUCAACUGUACAGUUUUGUGUUCUGUCGUAUUUGUGUUUCUCCUUGUCUUUAACUGACGAUACCUUCAGGUACACAGGGCAUAUGAGCAGGGGACGGCAACGGUUUAAUGGUAUGCGAUGGUCGUCUUCACCGGCGCAGAGCAGGUUCCUCUACAAUGAUUGUCUGGUUCACGCUGCCUCAGAGCAGCGGUGCCCAGUUUUGUAACAUAUUUGAGAGUGAGGCUUAUGUACAGUUUUCCCAAAAUGAAAACAAAAUGUUUACUUCACUGAAUGCAUGUGUUUACCUUCCCAAUGCAAGCACUGUAGGUCCUUUUAUUUUUGGUCGUAUUAUAAGCUCUUUAUUAAGUCUCCCAUUUACAAUCAAUGCAACGCUUUGAAGACAUGAUGUAAUGAGCAUCAGAUAUAUUAUUGCUGCAGAGAAUAAUAGCUGUUUUCCUUUUUUCUAAGCUAACGAUUGAGUUCAUUUAAUUAGGUUGCUUUCUACCAGAAACACGAGGAAAGCUGUGUUUUGGUGCAUAAUAAUAAGAGAUUAAAAUAUGUUUUUGUAUUGUUUAAACUGUGAAUCAGUUUUCGUCGAUUGUUGGGACCAACAGUCGUGCGUUGUGAUACCGAGCAACAAACCUCGCACCGUGAAUUUGUUUCACUUCUGAGUGAAUGCACACUCACACUGAAAACAGAUUCAUGUUAAAAAUUGUGAAUGUUCUUACACAUUUAUGUUUUGCAAGAUGUUUUGUGGUGUUAUUUUGAAACCGCACACACACACACACACAUACACACACACACACACAAACAACACCAAAAGAAAACCACUUCUGUAUACUUUUGUAAGUGUAGUUUAAUGCGACGAUGAAGAAACCUUUAAUCUAUCUGUUCUUUAUUGAACUAGCAGAGCUUCCUCCUGCUGAGAGGUUGAGGAUAAAUAGUGCAGCUGCAGACUCUUUGUACAACUCUAUGCAUGACAUAGCUGCAGAGGUGUUGAACAUAAAAACAUUACUUAUCUUUAGAUGGAAAGGCUGCAAACGUUUCUAAUUAACUAUAAAUACCUUCAGUUGUUUUAGCUGAACCCAAAGCAGCACAUUAGCAUUUUCUCAUGUAUUAGUGCAAGUAUAGAUAGACACAUAGUGUCUCUAGUGACCACAGAAUACUUACCCAGUAUUGAUUAUAACCUUAAUGCUUCCACACACUAAUGACUUCAGCACUUAAGUGUUGAAUGUACAAAAAGGGACUUUGGAUUGUUUUGUUUUUUUACUUGCAUGUCACUCUGAACUGUGUGUACUCUAUGUCUGUUUUUAAGACUGGUACUAUGCAUUAUGAUUACGUCUUUUCUCUGUAUGGUGCAAUGGUUCGCUCUGUCAGCGUGCACGCUGUUGAUGAGGAGGGCAUUGAAUUCAUGUUUAUUUACCCUGGUGUCAGAUUUUACUUUGAUUACUCGCACAAAUGCCUCAGUUUGUGUUUCACAUUCUGCUAAACUGACUCUUGGGAGUGAAAUAAUAGAUAAUCUUUCCUUUGGUCCGAUAUAUAUAUAUAUAUUUUUGCCCUCCUAACAGAAGUGAACGGAAGGAUAGCUUGACUGCAGGGUGACAGUGCAAGCCACAAAAAAGCUGUAUGAUAAAUAUUUUAUACAUAUAUUUAAACUUGUAGGUUGUUUUAAUACGGUCUUUUUGCCCUUUCUUAUCAGAGGGACCAGACUACGUGAUUAACCUUUACUGUUCACGUUUUGCAUUCUUAUUAGGAGCUUCGGGGGCUCUUUUCCCCUAAAUGCAUGCCAACACGCAUUGCUGUAUCGUCAAAGCAUGAAAGGUCCUUGAAAACAAGGUGGGACAUUUAAAAUAAAUUAUUCUAUACAUAAUGUAUGUUGUUCAUUAUUUGAAUAAAACUUUAUUGCCUUUC
Molecule: messenger RNA, 4649 nt
Organism: Betta splendens (Siamese fighting fish)
Lineage: Eukaryota; Metazoa; Chordata; Actinopteri; Anabantiformes; Osphronemidae
Product: calcium/calmodulin-dependent protein kinase kinase 2
Exons: 18
Coding region: 630-2423 (597 amino acids)
Biological process (GO): CAMKK-AMPK signaling cascade; activation of protein kinase activity; protein phosphorylation
Molecular function (GO): ATP binding; protein kinase activity
Source: RefSeq, a predicted model, not a curated record